CCAGCAUAUUCGAGAGCGGAUACGGUUGAGAAGCUGCACCUUGCCCGUGAUGGAGUCUUCACAUCACCUUCCGCAAGACGAUGAUGUCUUGUCCUCAAGUUUCUCAGUCCUUCAGACUUCUACUCCAACAACACCGCAAUGUCUAGACUCGCUAUCACCAACCUCCUCGGCGCUAGUGUGUUGAAGUACGAUCGGUAUGCAAGCUGUGCUGCCGCACUUCAAGACAGCCUCAUACGGACCAUGGAGUACUUGAUUUUUCAGGCAUUCGCUCACGAGAUCACCACAGGCCUGUUCAAAGCUAUAGUUGACAAUCAGCUUUUCGCGAUGGGCGUAUUCGACGGAUUCAUGCUGCUUGCCGCGCCCCUGACUGCACUCUGCGCCGAGAUUGGCAAUCAAUGCAAGAGGACGGCUGGAGACUCCCAGAUCUACACUUGGCAGAAGGGCUUGUACAGUUUCCUCUUGAAACCCACCCUCUCCCGCCAUGCGAGUAACAUGUUGAGAUCUCUGACGGAGAAGCAGAGCUCCAGAUACAUGGAUGGGAGAUGGAUCAAGGUUCACGUGUUGCCUUUACAAUGGAAAUUCGGCUAG
Molecule: messenger RNA, 588 nt
Organism: Aspergillus nidulans FGSC A4
Lineage: Eukaryota; Fungi; Ascomycota; Eurotiomycetes; Eurotiales; Aspergillaceae
Exons: 3
Coding region: 139-588 (149 amino acids)
Source: RefSeq, a predicted model, not a curated record